Molecule: messenger RNA, 2618 nt
Organism: Rubroshorea leprosula
Lineage: Eukaryota; Viridiplantae; Streptophyta; Magnoliopsida; Malvales; Dipterocarpaceae
Source: the annotation of a GenBank genome assembly
AAGAUGCUACGGUUCUCAAUUCAAACUUCAUAUUUCCGGUUUCUGUUAUUCAAGAUCAACUGUAAGUGUUUUAGUAAUUCAUCUAUAUUCUUAGCAAAAAAGAAAAGGAAAGAAAAAUAUUCAUCAUUUUUUUCUAGUUUUUCUACGUUUCAUUUCAUUUUUUUCUCUGUUCUUCGAUUUUAAAGAUUAACAGAGCUGUAUAACUUAGUGAAGCAUACUACAAUUGUUGUUUGAUUCAUAUAUUUGUUAGUAACCAUGACUUCCGGCCCUUGUAUUGGAAUUGCCACCAUGAAACCUCGUUGUAGCAUCAUAAUUGGCUCUAGUAGCUCUUUGAUUUAUGGGUUUUCUCCCCCUAAAUCAAAUCCUUCAGCUUUCCACAAUUUGUCGAAAUCACAAGCUCAUAUGUCGAUUGAUAGGAGUGGAUUCCAAUUUUGUGUUUAUGAUAAGGCACAGCCUGUAGGAUAUACUUGUGUACUGAAUCGGAGGGGUUUUAGCUUGUCCGGUUCUAAUAGGGAUCAGUCUUGGGGGUUUACGCGUAAUUUUCGUGGUUAUAAAGGUAGGUCUAGGGGGGUUUUAGUGAUCUCGAACGUAGCGUCUGAUUUUAGGAACCAUUCGAGCUCGGUUGAAGCUAAUGUUGGUGAGAAGGGUUUUGAGAGGAUUUACCUUCAAGGAGGGUUGAACUUGAAUGUAGAGCAUUUGGUCAUUGAGAGGAUUGAGACGGGUGGUGAGGUAGUGAAGGAAGAUAAUUCUGGGGUACAGGUUGAUGAAUCAGGUGUAAAUAUAGGUGACUUGAGGGGUUUGAACUUGAAUGAGAAGAAGGUUGAGAGAGAAUUGUCAAAGAUUGAGAAAGAUGCGUGGAAGUUGCUUCGUGAUGCAGUUGUCACAUAUUGUGGGAGUCCGGUGGGGACUGUUGCAGCUAAUGAUCCAGCUGACAAGCAGCCUUUAAACUACGAUCAGGUCUUCAUCCGAGAUUUCGUGCCCUCGGCACUUGCUUUUCUUCUUAAUGGAGAAGGGGAGAUUGUGAAGAAUUUUCUUCUCCACACAUUGCAGUUGCAGAGUUGGGAGAAGACUGUCGACUGCUAUUGCCCAGGACAAGGGCUGAUGCCAGCAAGUUUUAAAGUGAGGACUGCCCCUCUUGAUGGGAGCGAUGAAGCAUUUGAAGAAGUUUUAGAUCCUGAUUUUGGUGAAUCAGCCAUUGGGCGUGUUGCACCUGUUGAUUCUGGGUUGUGGUGGAUUAUUUUGCUGAGGGCAUAUGGAAAAAUCACGGGGGACUAUGGAUUACAAGAGAGGGUGGAUUUCCAGACAGGCAUUAGACUAAUCCUCAAUUUGUGUUUAAGUGAUGGGUUUGACAUGUUUCCUACUCUCUUAGUCACUGAUGGUUCCUGUAUGAUUGAUAGACGGAUGGGAAUUCAUGGUCAUCCUCUUGAAAUACAGGCCUUAUUCUAUGCUGCUCUGCGUUGCUCCCGUGAGAUGCUUAUUGUGAAUGAUGCAACCAAGAAUUUGGUUGCGGCUGUCAACAAUAGACUUAGUGCACUCUCGUUUCAUAUGAGAGAGUAUUAUUGGGCUGACUUACACAAAAUAAAUGAGAUCUAUCGUUACAAUACUGAGGAAUAUUCUACUGAUGCCAUUAACAAGUUCAAUAUCUAUCCUGAUCAAAUUCCUUCAUGGCUAGUGGAUUGGAUUCCUGAUGAAGGUGGCUACUUCAUUGGCAACCUACAACCUGCUCAUAUGGAUUUUAGGUUUUUCACCCUUGGAAAUCUUUGGGCCAUCAUCUCAUCUUUGGGAACUCAGAAACAAAAUGAGGGUAUUCUGAAUCUGAUCGAGGCGAAAUGGGAUGACCUUGUGGCUCAGAUGCCUCUUAAGAUUUGUUACCCUGCUCUGGAGUAUGAGGAGUGGCGUAUUAUCACUGGCUGUGACCCAAAGAAUACCCCCUGGUCAUAUCAUAAUGGUGGAUCUUGGCCAACACUUCUGUGGCAGUUUACAUUGGCCUGUAUCAAGAUGGGGAGGCUGGAAUUGGCACAGAAGGCCGUUGCUUUGGCAGAGAAGAGAGUGGCAGUGGAUCAAUGGCCGGAAUAUUAUGACACAAGAAAUGGGAGGUUUAUAGGCAAGCAAUCCAGGCUUUUCCAGACAUGGACAAUAGCCGGUUUCCUAACCUCAAAGGUGCUGUUGGAAAACCCUGAGAAGGCAUCUCUGCUCUGCUGGGAAGAGGACUAUGAGCUCCUUCAGACUUGUGUUUGUGCCCUUAGCAAAACUGGUCGAAGGAAGUGCUCACGCUUUGCUGCGAGAUCCCAGAUUCAUAGCCAGCUAUAAUCUCUUCUUUAGAAGGCUUGCUAAAGUUGGUGGACUAGCAAGCAUGGCAGGAAAGGGAUCCAAUUCUUACAUUACACAUAUACAAUACAUACAUAGAGCCUAUAGGUAACCCCAACUAGCAAGGACCCUCUUAUUUGUACUUAAUUUGUAACAUUAUGAUUAUCAUUUAUUGACAAGUACAUGACUGAUUCUGUUUGGAUGGCUCGAAUUUUUAGUGAGCCACUCACAUAUAAUUAUUUGUAAGACUGCUUCCUUGAAUAGUACGGUAUCAUGACUUAUGAUCAUUUGAAUAAUUGUCAUCAUUUUUC